CCUAUUAGAAAACACCCGUCUCUCCAGUCUCCACAGUUCUGGUCCUUCUGGAAGUAAAACACAGUAAACGCUAUAUCGCAGACGCAAUCGCUGCAAUUCCUCGCAAUAAUUCUUCUGAUUCCGACGUCGAGCUGGCGAUGGCGGAAAGCCGUGACAAUUGAUCGAAACGACGAGUUGUAGUGUCUGCUGUCGUUCUUGAUGGGGCUUGAAUUCAGGCGCCGGGACUACAGAGCCGAGGAGCUUGCCCACUCGCUCCAGAGAGCGCCUGCUGAUACUCACCCUCUUUCCUCUUCUUCUUUACCUCUCCAGGUGGAAGAAUGUGAAAGUGAAAAGGAUGAUUUCUGUGAUCCGCUUAGAGUUAGUGAUGGAUCGAUGGCAGUGUCUUCUAGUAACGUAGACUGUGAAGAUGUUAGUACUGAGGCAACAGCGCCUUCUCAACUGAAAACGACGAAGGGAUGGAUCUCUUAUAAGAAAAUGUUGAUGCAGCGGUUUCCCGUGCCUAAAAGAUCACCAAUGUCAGUGGCAUCUGGUGUGCACUUGAAGGGUAGCAAAGCAAUUGAGAAAUCAGCAAAAGAUUUGCAUUCAGGAGGGUUGGAUGAUGACAAAAAUUUCGAUGAUGAAGAUGUUAAAGUAAUCAGUCAACAGGAGCAUUUGUCAAAGUUGCAUGGACUGAAAGAUGAAAUUAAUCAGUAUUGGUGUGCUGGUGAUCAUGUAACAUCGUUAAGGCUGUCAAUAAAGGCUGUGAGGUCUCUAAUGGACUCAUCUGCUAUCCAGAUUUACCCAACUCUUUUCGUUUUAGCAACUGAUAUAAUGGACAUGCUUGGUGAUCUUGUGUGGAACCGCAUCAAGGAAAAAGCAGAGAUCACGGAAGAAAACUUCAAUGCUGGUGAUAUAUGCUUUGAUGCCAAAGAGACCUGCAAUAACUGGUUCAGCAAAGUUGGAUCUAUUCGGGAGCUACUUCCUCGCAUCUAUUUAGAACUUGCAUUACUGCCUUGUUGGCGCUUCCUUCAUGACCACCCUGAAACUAUCCUUAAACGCUUGGUGGAGAUGACGAGAGGCAUUGCUGAUCCACUGGCAUCGGCAUAUUGUCGCCUAUACUUGGCUCAAUGCUCUCAAAGAUUAUCCCAACAUGAUACAGGUUUUCUUAUCGCGUGCAUAAAUGACCUGAAACUGGUACUCGUUCGCCUCACACCAGCAAGAGAAACCGUGAAUGGGAAUCUUUCUGGAAAUAGUCAAUUACUGCUUGCUCUGGUUGAACCUGCUAUUGAGUAUAUCAUAAAAUGUUUAUUCAAGGAUCUAAAAAAGAUGGAAAUUAGUAAAAUGCUUCUUGCACUUGGAUUGUCGAGCAAUCUGUCAAUCUUGUCUAAAAAUCAUUCAUGCAUAUCGGUCGUCCUUCAUCAUAUACUAAAGGAACUUCCAGUUGAAUAUAUUUGUUCUAAUGCUGUGGAGUUGCUACAUCUUAUAGAGAUCACUGAUGAUAGGUCUUUUGAUCAGUCGUUAAAUUUCAAUUUACUUGGACAUAGGCUAUGUGAAUUGGUACCUCAAGUGAGUAACGUCUACUUAUUGAUCGAUAAAUUUAUCCAGGUUCUAUCUUGUUGUGCAAAUCUUCAUGCAUACUUGAUGCUUGCAGAUGCUUAUUUGGAUAUAAUCUUGGAGAACCAUUUGGGCAAGCUCCUAAAUGUAAUACUGGAUGGAAUAUUGGAGCGUGUGAGGGAUGAGAGGAUUGGUGAAAACGAGUUGGUUAUACUGCAAUCAGUUUUCUUGAAAAUUCUUACUCAUUUUGGUGACAUAGAGAAAAUAUUGGCAUUGAACCAUUUUAUGGACAUCUUGGAUAUGAUGCAUGGGAGCGCGAGAAACUCUAUCAAUAUGCACAUUCUUAAUAUGGCAACUAGGAAUGGUCAAAUCCAAGACCCGAUCAUCAUUGAGGUGCUACUUGAAGUUGCUCAGGCAUUAUACAAUGGCUUAGACUUCUCAAAUAUGAGAAAGGAUGAGUAUCAACAUCCAUCUCGUCUGAUUUCCCGUUUUGUUUAUAUGGUUGACCACGGGAUAGAAGUGGAGAGCCAUUUGAGGUUCCUUGCCCAAUGUCGUGGAGCAUUUUCUAGCAUUAAUGAACUCCAGGAGAAUCUUGUUCAUUCCAGCAACAACUUAGCCAUUAGAGCAAUGAGAGAUGAAAAUAGUAGCAUAAGUUUUGUCAAAUCAUGCCUGGCAUUCAAUGAAGUAACAAUACCUGCUAUUCCUGCUAACUUAAGGCAGUUGAACUUAUAUAUUGAAACUGCAGAGGUAGCGUUGCUGGGUGGCUUUGUUUCUCAUCUGGAUGGGCUUCUAAAUGCAGCAGUCAAUUGCUUGGAAAUGAUUGAUCCAGUCAAUGUUAUGCAGAUGGCAGAAGAUGGCGAUGAAGCCAUUUCAUUACUAUGUAAGUUAUGCGGCAUGUUGGUGAUGGUCCCAGAACCAGAAGUAGCCUACAUUCCCAAGCGUUUGCUGUCUUUCCUCAACUCCCAAGCAUGGAUAUUGCCGAGAAUGAAGGCCAGGAUAUUCUCUGCAAUUGUUUUCUUGUCUGCAGCACAAUCCCAGAAUCAACUGCUGUACCAUGCUGUGAGUGGAAAGGUUAUUUGUAACUACCAACUAUUUGUUGGAUUCCCGUCUGAUCAUCAAGAAUUACUGUCUUUGUCACGUAUUGCUCUUCAGGGCAUUGUAAAUUGUGUGAUGCAAGAGUCUUCUAAGGAGCGAGGAAAAUUGGCUCUCGAAAGUUGUAACUGUGUAGCUUCAUCCUUUAUGGUGUCUGACGAAACGUUAGAAGCAUGCUCCAAGUUGGUGGAAAUAGCCAAGUCCUGCUACAGUGCAGAUGACAAGUUUCUACAAUCUACAUUGAAGUUUUUAAAUGCUUCCCAGUUUCACUUGUAGUGUAAUUCUGGCCCCAUGGGUUAAGAGUUCAGUGUAUGAUUUUCAUCUCUCGAAAUCUUGUAUAUUUGUUGUAUGAUUUACUAUCAUUCAAAAUCCAGAGAAAAAUAUAAUGUGUUUGUUGCUGGUAAA
Messenger RNA from Salvia splendens (bonfire salvia), 3030 nucleotides. RefSeq names its product VPS35 endosomal protein sorting factor-like. Gene Ontology annotation, biological process: endocytic recycling. The coding region runs from base 199 to 2901 and encodes 900 amino acids. Gene Ontology annotation, cellular component: endosome. The record is from RefSeq and is a predicted model, not a curated record. The transcript is spliced from 23 exons. NCBI's taxonomy places the organism in Eukaryota, Viridiplantae, Streptophyta, Magnoliopsida, Lamiales, Lamiaceae.